GUUGCCAGACAGUUACAGCCUUCAGUUAUAUGGAUUGGAGAUACAGAAAAAACAUUCUACAAAAAGGUACCUAAAACUGAAAAAGAGAUGGAACCUAAACGUUUGAAAAAACAACUUCCCAAAAUUUUGAAAACUCUAAAAAUUGAAGAUCGAAUUUUAAUCAUUGGAACCAGUAACCGGCCAUUUGAUGCAGAGAUCAAAUCCUUCUGCAAAGUUUAUAAGAAAAUAAUUUUGGUGCCGCGGCCAGACUAUGCUUCAAGAUUUGUUUUAUGGAAAUACUUCAUUCAGCAAAAUGGAGGGUUUCUCUCCAAACAUCUAAAUAUCAGUUGCCUGGCACAGGUUUCUGAUGGUUAUGCUCAGGGAUCCAUUCUCCGAGCAGUUCAAGCAGUCCUAACUGAAAGACGUCGAAUGCAGCUGAGUAAGAAGCCACUGACUGCUGUUGAAUUUCUAACUUGCCUAGCAAGACAGGAUCCAGUGUACAAAGAAGAGGAAGAAACAUUUAAGGUUUGGUAUGCAAAGACUCCUCUAGGAAAAGCACGAAUCAAGUCACUGACAGAGACGGAAGAUACUGGAAAGGGAAAAGGAAAAGGAAAAGGAAAAGACAAGGGAAAAGAAAAGGAUAAGGAGAAAAAGAAGGAAGGCAAAAAAACAAAAAAAUAGAAAUGGUCUUAAUAGUCAUCAUAGUUAAUUUAAAGGAGAACCUUUUCUUGGAAUGCAGGUUUUCUACUUGAUUCCAGUAAACAGAUCAUAUGUAAAAGUGCUCUUGAAAAACAUAGGCAAAACAUCUGUAUGACAUUUAGUUCCUUCAAACUACUGUACUUUUCUUUUAUUAUGCAAACUAUUUUAAAGUUACUUAGAUUUUGGUAGGAUUUAUCAGUUUUAAAAUAUAGUAAUUGAAAAUAUGUCUACAAAUGUUAAAUUACACAUUUUAGAGUAUUUAUGCUUAUGAGCUUUGCCCAGUGAGAGAGCAACAUAUCUAUUCAAUCCAUAUAUAGCUUAGAAGUGGUUUAUUUCUUCUUUCCUGGUUGGACAUGAGAACUAUGUAAUAAUCUGUUCCACUGGUAAUCUACAUGUAUCCUCUGUAUCCUCUGGGAUAGGUCUUUCCUUAGCCCUACAGGGAGUUGCAGGCUUCUGCAUAGAAGAAGACUGUAUAUUUAUAACUCACAAAAUUUGUAAAACACUGAUAAAUUACUUUUUCCAAUAAAUUUUUUAGAAUUCAAAA
Thamnophis sirtalis is the source of this 1222-nucleotide messenger RNA. The record is from RefSeq and is a predicted model, not a curated record. NCBI's taxonomy places the organism in Eukaryota, Metazoa, Chordata, Lepidosauria, Squamata, Natricidae.